CAGAUUCGCUCGUGUUCCCGUACGGUGAGCACGUGUGUCGCACGAGAUUAAGUUUCGAUUGCAUUAUUGUGAAUUUUUUUAUUCGUAAUCAUGCCGCCUAAGACUAGCGGAAAGGCCGCCAAGAAAUCGGGCAAAGCUCAGAAGAACAUCUCCAAGUCCGACAAGAAGAAGAAGAAGCAUAAGAGGAAGGAGAGCUACGCCAUCUACAUUUACAAAGUACUGAAACAGGUACAUCCCGACACCGGUAUCUCGAGUAAGGCCAUGUCGAUCAUGAACUCUUUCGUGAACGAUAUCUUCGAGCGCAUCGCCGCCGAGGCUUCUCGUCUCGCUCACUACAACAAGCGAUCGACGAUCACCUCGAGGGAGGUGCAGACUUCGGUGAGGCUUCUUCUGCCCGGCGAGCUCGCCAAGCACGCCGUGAGCGAAGGUACUAAGGCCGUAACGAAGUACACGAGCUCCAAGUAAACGAAUCCGUAGUAGGACUACGCUACGAUUUAUGAAGGAGAUAAUAACAAAAAGGCCCUUUUCAGGGCCACAAAGAGUUUCGAUAAACAAUAAAUAGAGUUUCAAGCGAUUUAGCCGUCUCGACACCACCGUAUUAUUAUUAUUAUUAUUAUUAUUAUCAUCAAUAACAAUAAUACUACAUGUUAAUUU
This is a messenger RNA of Vanessa atalanta (red admiral), 654 nucleotides long. RefSeq names its product histone H2B. The record is from RefSeq and is a predicted model, not a curated record. NCBI's taxonomy places the organism in Eukaryota, Metazoa, Arthropoda, Insecta, Lepidoptera, Nymphalidae. The transcript has a single exon. The coding region runs from base 91 to 465 and encodes 124 amino acids. Gene Ontology annotation, cellular component: nucleosome. Gene Ontology annotation, molecular function: structural constituent of chromatin; DNA binding; protein heterodimerization activity.